Rangifer tarandus platyrhynchus (Svalbard reindeer) is the source of this 810-nucleotide messenger RNA. NCBI's taxonomy places the organism in Eukaryota, Metazoa, Chordata, Mammalia, Artiodactyla, Cervidae. The record is from the annotation of a GenBank genome assembly.
AUGGCAGCGCCCGCCGGGGCCGGAGCACUGAUUGCAUCCCCAGACCGCCGGCGCUGUCUGUGGUCGGUGCUGGCGGCGGCGCUCGGGCUCUUGACAUAUGGUGUAUCAGCCUUGGAGGUGUAUACACCAAAAGAAAUCUUCGUGGCAAAUGGGACACAAGGGAAGCUGACAUGCAAGUUCAAGUCUACUAACACAACUGGCACGCUGACCUCAGUCUCCUGGAGUUUCCAGCCAGAGGGGACUGACACCACAGUGUCGUUUUUCCACUACUCCCAAGGGCAAGUGUAUGCUGGGAAUUAUCCACCAUUUAAGGACAGAAUCAGCUGGGCUGGAGACCUUGACAAGAAAGAUGCAUCAAUCAACAUAGAAAAUAUGCAGUUUAUACACAAUGGCACCUACAUCUGUGAUGUCAAAAACCCUCCUGACAUUGUUGUCCAGCCAGGACACAUUAGGCUCUAUGUUGUAGAGAAAGAGAUUUUGCCCGCAUUUCCAGUUUGGGUAGUGGUGGGUAUAGUUACUGCCGUGGUCCUAGGUCUCACUCUGCUUAUCACCAUGAUUCUGGCUGUCCUCUAUAGAAGGAGAAACUCUAAACGGGAUUACGCUGGCUGCAAUACAUCAGAGAAUGUGUCACCAGUUAAGCAUGUUUCACGGAAGUCUCCCCCUGACACAGAGGGUCUAGUAAAGAGCCCACCUUCUGGAUCUCACCAGGGCCCAGUCAUAUAUGCGCAGCUAGACCACUCUGGCGGACAUCACAGUGACAGGAUUAACAAGUCAGAGUCUGUGGUGUACGCAGACAUUCGGAAAAAUUGA